UGAUUAUGAUGUGUCUGGGCGAUGUCUUAUUUGGGUUGAGUCAUGCCGGAGUUCUGAAACUGUCUGCUAUCUGAAUUUCAGAAUCUCUUGACAUGUCUGGAAAUUUCUCCUUCAUAAUCUCAUGGAGAAGAGACUCUGUACCUUGUGAAGCAAAUUCGUCACUUUUGGGGGUCCCUAUAAGACGAAUAUUGGGUUUUUUCGAAUUAUCCCAGAGCUCUCUGAGAGAGUGAUAUAUUUUUGCCCUCCAUUUCUCUUCCUCUUUGAGAGUUUGGGAGCAUUCAAAAGCUUUGUCUUCAGUGUCAGAAAUCCUUUCUUCUGCUUGCUCCAUUCUGUUACUGAGGUAUUCUACUGUGUUUCUGAGAUCUUUGAGGGCUGCAACUUCUUGCCUCAAUGUGUCAAAAUCUUUGGUCAUUUGGUCUUUGAAUUCGUUGAAUUCUUGAGAUAUCUUUUGGGUUACUGCUUGGAAUUCUAAUUUGAUCUUAUUUGCUAUCCAGAUUCUGAAUUCGAUUUCUGACAUCUCAGCUAUUUGUUUGUGCAUGUGAUCUUGUGCUGUGUCUGUCCCAUUGAUCCUUCGGGGAGUUGAUCUAUUCUGAUUAUUCAUAUUCCAGAGUUUUUCUGUUGAUUUCGCCUCAUGAUUGUUUUUCACCGUUGCUUCUGGCUGUCCUCAGAGUUGGGGAGGUGUCUCUCCAAGAUUAGACCCCAGCGGGAUCACUCUAUUGUCGCUGGAUCUUUGUAGGGAGUGACCCUGUGUAGUUCCUCUGGGGCUGCCACAGCCAGGGAGUUCUGGUUGUGGAAGCAGCUCCGGAGUGUGACACACCUGGAUCCAGCAACAGGGCGGGAAGUGGUACGCACAGUUCUGGGAGUGCCUGGUGCCCAGGCACCAGCAGUCUCUGGCCAGGAGAAGGGCUCUGUGCAGAGACAGGGAGGGCUCCAGACGGCACGUGGCUACCAGAGUCCCUGGCCAGAUGAGUGGGCCGGUGUGGAGGCAGGGAGGGUACAGGAGGGAGGACGCAGGGUUGCACAGCUCCCGCAGUUCGUGGUCAGGGCAUGCGGAGGCCUGGCAGGUGCAGGUUGUGUGUUGGGGGGUCACAGCGCAGCUCUUACGGAGGUCCUGGCGGCGCCAAGCCCAGGAGUUUGGGGUUGCUAUGAGCUGUGACACCGCGGCACUCUACCCAGGGCAACAGCCAGAGGCUCCAGUGUGCCAAAACCAGUCUCACUCUGCCCCUGAGGGUUAAGGCUGUAAGGCAGCUUAGUCCCCGCCUUUAGGCUGCUCAGUCACUAGGUUACUAGCUCUCACCCGAUCUUUGCUGUGCGACCCUGAGGGUGGAGCUUGCCAGGGCAGUUCUCUCACAGUGGCUCCCUGCAGCCCACAGCCGAACAUUAUUAGCUCCGUCCGGCUCAGCGGCUCAGUCUGGGGCCCUAGACAAUGCCCCAAGUUCUCCGCACUUCUGCUCAAGCUCUCCCCAAGGCAGUUCAACUGAGUGCCAAGUCCAAAAACACCGAAACAGUUCACAGGUCAGGACCCUGCCAGCCCCAUCCGAACCACACACAUGGGGCAGGUGCGGGGGAGCCUCACUCACGUGAAGGGCACUGACAUGGGGGUCCACACUUUCCUGGGAAUCCCCUUUGCCAAGCCACCUGUAGGACCACUGCGGUUUGCACCUCCUGAACCCCCGGAGUCUUGGAGUGGCGUGAGAGAUGGGACCUCCCACCCGGCCAUGUGUCUGCAAGACCUCACUUCAGUGAAUGCAGGGGUUCAGAGCCUGUUCAAUGUGACCAUGCCUUCGAUCCCCAUGUCCGAGGACUGUCUGUACCUCAGCAUCUAUACACCUGCCCAUACUCACGAAGGCUCCAACCUAUCUGUGAUGGUAUGGAUCCAUGGUGGUGGGCUUGUCACGGGCAUGGCUUCCAUGUAUGAUGGCUCCAUGCUGGCAGCCUUGGAGGACGUGGUGGUGGUCACUAUCCAGUACCGCCUGGGUGUCCUGGGCUUCUUCAGCACUGGAGACAAGCACGCAACUGGCAACUGGGGCUUCCUGGAUCAGGUAGCUGCUCUACGCUGGGUCCAGCAGAAUAUCGCCCACUUUGGAGGCAACCCAGACUGUGUCACCAUUUUUGGCGGGUCCUCAGGUGGCAUAAGUGUGUCCUUGCAUGUUAUCUCCCCCAUGUCCCGAGGACUCUUCCAUGGUGCCAUCAUGGAGAGUGGUGUGGCCUUGCAGCCUGGUCUCAUGGUCAGCUCAUCUGAUAAAGUCUCCAUGAUGGUGGCCAACCUGUCUGCCUGUGGCCAGGUUAAUUCAGAGGCCCUGGUGGGCUGCCUGCGGGGCAAGAAUGAAGAGGAGAUUCUGGCUAUUAGCAAGGCCUUCAAGUUCUUCCCUGGUGUGGUAGAUGGGUCCUUUUUGCCCAAGCAUCCUGAGGAGCUGCUGGCCUCAGCUGACUUCCAGCCUGUCUCCAGCAUCAUCGGGGUCAACAAUGACGAAUAUGGCUGGCUCAUCCCCAAGGCCUUGGGCAUCUAUGAGCCCUGGAAGGAAACAGACAGAGAGGCCUGGAAAGAUAUUGUGCAGAAAGCAUUCCAAAUAUUGAUGUUGCCUUCUGAGUUUAGUGGGCUGUUGUUGGAGGAGUACAUGGGGGACAGUGGACAUCCCCAGUACCAGGAGAUGAUGGAGGAUUGCUUCUUCAUGAUUCCUGCACUCCGAGUAGCACAUUCUCAGUGUUCCCAUGCCCCUGUCUACUUCUAUGAGUUCCAGCAUCGGUCCAGUUUCUUCACAGCCAUCAAGCCACCUCAAGUGAAGGCAGACCAUGGCGAUGAAGUUUUCUUUGUUUUCAGAACCUUAUUGUGGAAUGAAGAUAUUGAAAUCACUGAGGAGGAAGAGCUGCUCAGCAGGAAGAUGAUGAAGUACUGGGCCAACUUUGCCCGAAAUGGGAACCCCAAUGGCGAUGGUCUGCCCCACUGGCCCGUGUUCGACCAGGAGGAGCAAUACCUGCAGCUGGACAUACAGCCCACAGUGGGCCGGGCCCUGAAGGCCCACAGGCUGCAGUUCUGGACGAAGACCCUGCCCCAGAAGAUGCAGGAGCUAAUGGAGGCUAAGGAGGAGCACACAGAGCUGUAGCUGCCCGUGUCAGGGCACGAGUGCCAUGGGGGUCUGACUGAUGUGCCCACACAUAACUACCAAGGGGCUGCACUUCAUUCCUUCACUCACAUGGCCAUUCAUUCAUUCUUCCAUCCAUCCACUCAGGAAACAUUUCUUAAGAACCUGCUGUGUGUUCUAGCUGUCAAGCCUGCCAUGCUUCCUUUCUGUACAAAUACUCAAUAAAUCCUCCCACAAAGCUGUGGAUGGACAAACCCUCUGGAAAACCACCUUCCCCAGUGCUCCACUGGACUCUGGGCCCAUCCUCCCUUCCUCUCCUCCACCUUCUCCCCACCCACUGGCUCCUCUCUUCUGAACCCUUAGAAGGGAGGUGAUUGGGGGAAUGUUGCCCACACCUAGGUGUCAAAAGCUUCUGUUCCCCAUCUCUACCACCCCACAUGCUCUCCUAUUUGUAGGUGGCCAAUAGAAAAGUUGGUUAUAAUAAUGCCUUGGUUCAUUCAAGUGACUGUAACAAAAAUGCCAUACCCUGCGUACCUUACAAAGAAGUUUACUGCUCACAGUUCUGGAACCUGGGAAGUCCAGGACC
Nycticebus coucang (slow loris) is the source of this 3669-nucleotide messenger RNA. RefSeq names its product cocaine esterase-like. Gene Ontology annotation, cellular component: intracellular membrane-bounded organelle. Bases 1551 to 3104 code for a protein of 517 amino acids. The record is from RefSeq and is a predicted model, not a curated record. The transcript is spliced from 12 exons. Lineage: Eukaryota; Metazoa; Chordata; Mammalia; Primates; Lorisidae. Gene Ontology annotation, molecular function: carboxylic ester hydrolase activity.